AUGAGUUUAUCCUCAGAAAAUGAGGAGGAAUUAUCUUUUGAAGACUAUGAUAAAGCUGCCAGGAUAAUUCAGAAGGCCUGGAAAAACUAUCUUGAUAUCUGUGUAUUUAGCCACUUCAGAAAUCUAAUCUAUAUAAGGAGGCAAGGAGAUCCCCAUCAACUAUUAAAAUAUAUUGAUCCUAAAGAGGCAGAGCUUAUAGAUGCUGCUUCUGGAAUUAAUAUUCGAUUCAGAUUAGGUGGAGAGAAGUUUCCUCCCUGCAUAUAUUAUAAAAUUUUCACUCACAGAAAUAUUGUAGAUCUGUGUGCUAACAGUCCUAGAGAUUAUGUGAAUGUCAUCCCAAAGCAACUGGCACAUUUGCCAUUUUUUAAGAAUCUUGAGGGUGACCGUCGUGGCUGGUACCAGCGUGUAGAGAACAAUGGCUGGAGGCUUCUUUCCAAAAGAUUCUGGAGAGCCGGUGAUGAGAUCACUGAAGAAGGAAAUCGUCAGAAAGUUAGCUUUUCCUUCUCCAAACUGAUGAGAAAGCAGGACUAUGAAAAAAGAAGAAAAUAUAAAAAAAUUCAAUGGAUGAGAGAAAUGUAUUAUGCAGGAAGCCUGGAAACAAAGAGAGCAGACAAUAGAUGUACAGAUUUAAUUUUAAAAGCAACAAAAGGAUUAAUGAGAGCAGUCGAACAAGGUGGAAUAAAAUCAGUAAUGGAAUGGGAAGUGGAUGAAAUUCUGAGUUGGACAAAUGCACUAAACUAUGAAGAGUAUGUCAACAAUUGGAAAAGCAUUGGUACAAGUAACUCUUCAGCAAACCUUCAAGGUUUCAGAUUUGAGACAAUAUAUAAUCAAGCAGCUAACCAAAACUAUUCUCCUAGCGCCAUAGAAGACAAGGCAAAACAUGGAAAAUUGAAGAAGACGAUGGAGAAUUCAUAGCUUCUUGGCGGAGACCACUGAUGUGUCCUUAAGUAUAUUUUCCCUUGAUUCUCUAGAGGCACACAUCAGUAAUGCCUCAGAUGUUGCUUUAUUCUUUAAGAGUAAUCUGUGCCCUCAUAUACAUCAUACAUAGGAUAUAGCCCCUUAGGCAAUACAGUUUAAAUAGAAAUAGAACGUUUAUGCUUAAUAAUUUAGUAUCUAUGCCAUAAAGAAAUUAGCCUUGUUGCUGUAUCUUUAACAAUCACAACUCAUUAAAUAUUAUUUUAAUACUGGAAUAUGAAAAUGUAAAUUUGGUGUUAAUGGGUUUGUGGGGAGAUGGUAAGGUCUAGUGAGUUGUUUUUCUUUUUUUUUUCUUUUUCAAAAAAAAUAUCAAGGAUAUUUGUGGAAAGAUGGGUUUUGGCAAGAGUUAACAAGCUGUGCCAUCUGCAAAUUGGCCAAAAGGACUCACUGAGGAGCAAG
Molecule: messenger RNA, 1374 nt
Organism: Gracilinanus agilis (Agile Gracile Mouse Opossum)
Lineage: Eukaryota; Metazoa; Chordata; Mammalia; Didelphimorphia; Didelphidae
Gene: C3H11orf65
Product: chromosome 3 C11orf65 homolog
Exons: 8
Coding region: 1-915 (304 amino acids)
Source: RefSeq, a predicted model, not a curated record